Messenger RNA from Fraxinus pennsylvanica, 675 nucleotides. The record is from the annotation of a GenBank genome assembly. Lineage: Eukaryota; Viridiplantae; Streptophyta; Magnoliopsida; Lamiales; Oleaceae.
AUGGCUCAAAACAGCAAGAAAACGCUGAUCUAUGCGCUGGUGGCGCGUGGGACGCCACCGGUGAUACUGUCGGAGUACACAGAGUUCAGCGGUAAUUUCAACUCUAUAGCUUACCAGUGCCUUCAGAAGCUUCCUUCUUCCAACAAUAAGUUCACCUACACCUGCGAUAGCCACACCUUCAAUUACCUCGUUCACGAUGGCUUCACAUACUGUGUGGUUGCUGAAGAAUCAGCAGGAAGACAGGUUCCUAUGGCCUUUCUGGAGCGAAUUAAGGAUGACUUUGUAGCAAUGUAUGGUGGUGGAAAGGCUGCAACAGCUCCUGCUAAUAGCCUUAGCAAGGAAUUUGGACGAAAGUUGAAGGAACAUAUGCAGUACUGCACUGAGCAUCCUGAAGAGAUAAGCAAACUUUCAAAAGUGAAAGCACAGGUUUCAGAAGUUAAAGGUGUUAUGAUGGAAAAUAUUGAGAAGGUUCUUGAUCGUGGGGAGAAGAUAGAGCUUCUUGUGGAUAAGACUGAGAAUCUUCAUCAUCAGGCACAAGACUUCAGGAAUACUGGAACAACACUUCGGAGAAAAAUGUGGCUGCAAAACAUGAAGAUUAAACUCAUUGUUUUGGCUAUUGUUGUUGCCUUGAUCCUCAUCAUAGUUCUGUCUGUCUGCAAGGGGUUCAAAUGUUGA